Alternaria rosae is the source of this 1002-nucleotide messenger RNA. Its product is annotated as Spherulation-specific family 4. Bases 202 to 972 code for a protein of 256 amino acids. The record is from RefSeq and is a predicted model, not a curated record. NCBI's taxonomy places the organism in Eukaryota, Fungi, Ascomycota, Dothideomycetes, Pleosporales, Pleosporaceae. The transcript is spliced from 2 exons.
AUGCAAUCUGGCGUAUUAUCUGGAGAUCGUGGCCGGAGACGCGGAUGGUGCCACCACCCGCUGUCAGGUACAACACGUGCCGGGCUAAUGCGGUCAUGACGCAACGCAUCCUGGCUUCUAGAAGACCGUCUCAAUUCCGGAAGGCCUUAUAAUGUCAGCUUUCUGCUUCUCUAUAGCCAUCGCUCAAGAUACCGCUUCGACAUGUCUAUACUUUUGCCGCUUUACGUGUACCCAAGCGCGGGCGCCUGGGAACCGCUAUACACAGCAGCAAAAGCGCAUAGGAAUGUAGACUUUAACGUCAUCAUCAACCCCUGCUCUGGCCCUUGCAUGGGAUCACUCCCCGAUCAAGUGUACCUAGAUGAAGUCCCCAAACUACGAGCCUACCCAAACAUUCGCACAUUAGGAUACGUUGCAACAGACUACGCAGACAAACCUAUCGAAAGCUUAUUAGCAGAAAUCGACACCUACGCGCGCUGGCCCCAAGUCACGAACAUCACCAAGAUGCGCGUUGAUGGAAUCUUCUUAGAUGAGACACCGAGUACAUUGGAUGAAGACGAUUACGAAUACUUAAAGACGGCGAAUCAAGCGAUCAAGAACAACACAGCAUUCAGCGACGGCUUCAUAGCUCAUAACCCUGGCCUGAUACCCACGUCCAUCCUCACCUCGCCCACGGUGCUCCAAGAAUCCUACCUCAACCUCACCGAUCUCACCGUCGUGUUCGAAGAGACAUUCGACAAGUGGCUGGAUAGAGACGUCAUGGUGCCAUUGCAAGCACACAAGAUCCGGCGCUCGAAGCUGGCAGUCAUACUGCAUUCUUUGCCGAAUCUGACUGAAGAGGUGCUGGAGUUUAUGGUGCAGCAGGUUGAGAACACGGCGGAUUGGGUUUUCUUGACGGAUAGUGCGGACGACUACUAUCACACCUUUAGCACGAUGUUUGGGGAUCUAGUAAAGGCGGUUGAUGGGAGUAGUUGAGUGGAAUAGAAUGACUCAAACGUAUGUGAC